Molecule: messenger RNA, 672 nt
Organism: Humulus lupulus (European hop)
Lineage: Eukaryota; Viridiplantae; Streptophyta; Magnoliopsida; Rosales; Cannabaceae
Exons: 2
Coding region: 1-672 (223 amino acids)
Source: RefSeq, a predicted model, not a curated record
AUGAUCCUCUUCCAAGUUCCAAUGCUCACCAAGAGCAACUAUGACACUCAAAGGGAAGCCUUGAGGGAUUCAAGAAAGAAGGACAAGAAAGUUCUCUACCUCGUCUAUCAAGCGGUGGAUGGAGAUGCAUUCAAUAAGAUCUCAAAUGCAACUACGAACAAAGAAGCAUGGGAGAAGCUUCAAACUUGCAGCAAAGGAGUGGAGCAAGUUAAAAAGAUCCUUCUUCAAACUCUUAGAGGUGAGUUUGAACUUUUGUUCAUGGAAGAAUCUGAAUCAAUUUCUGAUUAUUUUUCUAGAGUAUUGGCAAUUGUCAAUCAAUUAAGAAGAAAUGGUGAAGAUGUUAGUGAAGUGAAGGUUAUAGAGAAAAUUCUUCGCACUGUAACUCCAACCUUUGAAUACAUUGCUACAAACAUUGAAGAUAAUAAAGAUUUAGAAACUAUGACUGUUGAGCAACUCAUGGGUUCUUUAGAAGCCUAUGAGGAGAAACAAAAGAGGAAAAAGAAGCCAAAGGAGACAGUGGAGCAAUUACUACAACUCAACUUGAAGGAAGAAAAUUUCGGCAAUAAUAGAGAUCAAAGAGGAAGAGGACGUGACCAAGGAAGCGGGCGUGGACGUGGCCGUGGACAAGGAAGAGAUUGCUUCAACAACUUCAAUAAUGGAGAAAGAAGUUGA